Molecule: messenger RNA, 2985 nt
Organism: Octopus sinensis (East Asian common octopus)
Lineage: Eukaryota; Metazoa; Mollusca; Cephalopoda; Octopoda; Octopodidae
Product: ATP-dependent RNA helicase eIF4A
Exons: 10
Coding region: 131-1342 (403 amino acids)
Biological process (GO): cytoplasmic translational initiation
Cellular component (GO): cytoplasmic stress granule
Molecular function (GO): translation initiation factor activity; ATP binding; RNA helicase activity
Source: RefSeq, a predicted model, not a curated record
GCGGGAGGGGGAGGGGGUUAUUUAAUAUACGAAAGUCGCGGCUGCGAAACCAGAGUAGAACUCUGUUCUAAUCCACGUGUGGCAAGUCAAGAAGGCUACCAGCGGGUCCUUUAUACUCGAAGUUGAUAAUAUGGGGUCAAUGGAUGAAAAUCUACAACAAUCCGAUAGUCGCGGCGCGAGUUGUGAUCUAAUAGAGAGCAAUUGGGAUGAAGUUGUUGAAACUUUUGAUGAUAUGAACUUAAGAGAAGCCCUACUUCGUGGUAUCUAUGCUUAUGGUUUUGAAAAGCCUUCACUUAUUCAACAAAGAGCCAUUGUUCCUUGUAUUAGAGGACUAGAUGUAAUUGCACAGGCCCAAUCAGGUACUGGCAAAACAGCAACCUUUUCUAUUGCACUUCUGCAGAAACUUGAUAUUUGUACGAAAGAAUGUCAAGCCCUUGUGCUCGCCCCAACAAGAGAAUUGGCUCAGCAGAUUCGUAAAGUUGUACUUGCUCUAGGAGACUAUAUGGAAGCACAAUGUCAUGCUUGUAUAGGAGGUACAGAUGUCCGUGAUGACAAGAUACGUCUCAACCAAGGUGUGCAUAUAAUUGUAGGAACACCCGGCCGUGUUCAAGACAUGAUUACUCGGAACUUUUUAAAAACUGAUAAAAUCAAGUUAUUUGUAUUGGAUGAAGCUGAUGAGAUGUUGUCUCGUGGUUUUAAAGAUCAAAUCUAUAGUGUGUUCCGCUGUAUGCCUGAGAACAUUCAGGUACUUUUGUUAUCAGCCACCAUGCCUAAAGAUGUCUUAGAUGUCACAAAACAAUUUAUGAGAGAUCCUGUAAAAAUUCUUGUGAAAAAGGAGGAACUUACUCUUGAAGGCAUCAAACAAUUUUACAUUCAAGUAGAACGUGAAGUGUGGAAGUUGGAUACUUUAUCAGAUCUGUAUGAGACCCUGACCAUCACCCAGGCUGUCAUAUUCUGUAACACACGCAGAAAGGUUGACUGGUUGACUACCAAAAUGUUGGAAAGAGAUUUCACUGUCUCUGCUAUGCAUGGCGAUAUGGAGCAAAAGGAGAGAGACAUCAUUAUGAAGGAGUUCCGUACAGGUUCCAGCCGUGUUCUUAUUACCACAGAUUUAUUAGCUCGUGGAAUAGAUGUGCAACAAGUAUCUCUGGUUAUCAAUUAUGAUUUACCUUCGAAUAGAGAAAAUUAUAUCCAUCGUAUUGGCAGGGGUGGUCGAUUUGGUCGUAAAGGAGUUGCUAUCAACUUCGUAACUGAGGACGAUAUUCGGACUCUUCGAGACAUCGAACAUUUUUAUAACACUGCAGUUGCUGAAAUGCCUAUGAAUGUUGCUGACCUCAUCUAAAUUUAUUUUGGAGCAACCCUGUUUAAUCUUGGAAGACAAUCAUUGUCUCUGCAGAUCAUGAACUUCCUACAGCUUUUCCAAAGAAAUUCUCUUCCAAAGAAAAGAAAGAAAAAAAGAUUAAAAGAAAAAGAAAAAAAAAUCCCUUGGUUGUCUUACUGACUUGUUCUAUGUUUUUUGUUAGCAUAGUAAAACUAUAAUAAAUUUCUCAUUGUGUAUGGGCAUAUAUAUAUAUGUAGAUAUACAUAUAUAUAUAUGACUUUUUUUUUCUUUCUUAAUUAUACAUAGCUGUUAAGUUCAUAGGUAUUGUAUAUAAUACUUUAUAACACAAACCAUAUCAAAAUUCAUUUGUCCUGUUCUGACUAGUCAUUGUUAUUUAAAAGAAAAAAAAAAUGUGUUUUUGGUGAAAAAUCUUUACUAUAUUUACUAAGUUUAAGUUACUUAAUCCUUUAUGUAUAAAGAAAAAGUGAAAGGAAUGGAAAAUGAAUUAAUAAAAAUGGGUCUUAUUUUAAAUGGCUGUCCUAACAGUUAAUUCUCCACUCUUGCGUUCCGGUAACAUUCCAUAAUUGAUCAAGCAGUCAUUAAGAAGUUUAGUUAUAUUAUUAAAUGUUUACUGUUUCAAAUGUUGUUCUUUUCUGCAUAUGAACUAAAUGUUAUUUUUAUGCUUGAUUUUAAAAAUGGAUCUUCCAGAAUGAGGAUGAUGGAAAUAAUCUGAAAAUGAAAUGUUUCUCUAUUUUCUGUUUUCCAUCCUUCAUAGCAUCUCUAACUAAUAUUUUACUGCUACUAUAUAGUAUAUACAAAAUGUGAGGUUCAAGUUUUUUUUGUUGUUUUUUUUUUUGUCAGCAGGGAUGAUGAUGAUAAUGAUGACAAAUGGGGGUGAUGAGGAUGAUGAAUAUGUCCAGCUAUAUUUUAGAUCAUACGGUAGUUUUUACCUUAACAAGCUGGCUGGUUGUUCAUGUGGUAUUAAAAUAGUUUUUUAAAAAAUUUCUCCUUCAGUUCUAUAUUGUACAUUUUUAUUCAGUCAAAAGGUUUUUUUUUUUUCUCCCUUGUAAUUUAAAUUUAUUAAGUUAAAAUAGAUAUUAAAAAAGAAAAAAAAGGCCUAAGUUUGGUUAAGUAGUCAGCAUUGCAGGCCAGCAAGGAUUGCUUUUUGUUUUCCAGUUCCUAUCAGAUGCAGUUUGGAAACUAAACCAAGAUAUAUAUUCCUCUCCUGCAGCUGUUUUACCAUCUCAUUUUUUUAGUGGUUGUGUAUUAAGGUCUCUUCACCAUUUUUGUCAUUGAAGUUUUAUGCUGCUUGUUUCUGCAGAUCUGCAAGAAAAACUAGUUAGCAUUUUUGAGCCAACCUCAAAUGUGCUUUGUUGGUGUUUCCUCUUUAACAUUGACCAAAGACAUGGCUGUGGUUUCAAUUCUCUUAUUAUUGCUCUCCUAAGUGGUGACAGACUUUAUUACUCUAUUGACUCCUCCUUGCUGCAGAUUGAUGGAUAUUUUGGAAACAACAGUUGUAUGUCUGUAUUCUCUGAAUCAUGGAAUUACAAGAGAAUACAGAAAUGUUUCAUACUCUUGGUUUUGUCCAUUGUUGAAAUAAAAAGAUUAUAUUCUGUUUUGACUAAUUCAUUCAAUAAAAGAAAAAAAGAGAAGGGGUAAUUUAA